AUUUUAUUUUUUGUUGAAAUUAUUAUUUUGUAUGUAACUGUAAAAAGCGACUGGAAGUUGACUGGAGCAACUUUGCCGCCCACAGCAGCAAGACCGCACUGGUUUCUUUGCUUUGCGACUAUUUUCACAAUGCGUCUUUCUAAUAAUUGAACAACAACAACAAAAAACAUGGUUAUGUUGCUAAUUGGUUCGUUUAUGACUAAAUUUAAUUGUGACGUUGCUACUGCUUUGAACGUAUAGCACCGCAUGCUGUUUUUUUGUUUUGUUUUUUUGUUGUUUUUAAUUCUUCGCGUUGGAGACCAGGGAGAAACUGUUGUCUCACUCGCACCCUCCUAACAUUUUACUUUUACUGAACCAGCACGCCGUUUGGCCAACUAAUUUCUUGGUGUGGUUUAAGAGCAGCCGACAGCCAAGCCGGAAGGCAAAUGUUCCCAAGCCAUUUGCCACUCUUAAUAACUCGAGUCACACGUUUAGUGGUGCAUGGCAACUGCGAAUCGCUCGAGCUCCAGGUUUGAAGUUCCCCACAUGGCAGUUUCCUCAGACUCUACUCUGGAUGUUUUCAAACUCAGCUCUGAUUGGGUGGAGAUCCUGGAGCCACGCUCCCGUGAGCGCAUGUAUGUGAACUUGACCACCGGGGAGUGCGGAUGGGAUCCUCCUCUCGGUGCUCCCGUCCGUCAGGCAGAUGGUAACCAGUGGUGGGAGCUCUUUGACCCCCAAAGUGGCCGCUUCUACUACUACAACUCUACAGGGCUCCGCACAGUCUGGCAUCGGCCACAAGGAGCAGAUAUAGUGCCCCUCUCCCAGCUUCAGGCUAUGAAGCGCUGUAGUGAGGCCAAGCGGGCGGGAGUGGGUGCGGAGAGGCAGCAGCAUGUGACCACAGGGAGUAUCAGCAGUGUGGGGAGUCAGGGUCCAUGCACCUCUCUGCCUGAGCAAGAUGGAGACAAUCCUGGGACAACUGAGGUGACUUCUAACCUAGAGCUGGACCCAGCAGUGGAUGUCAGGUCACAGGCAGACGGAUGCAGCAAUGAAAACAAAGAACCACAGAGAGAUGGUCCUCAAAGAUGGCAGCCUACACCUGGUUCUAAGGCAGCAAUGUUGGUAAAGGUGAACAGCAUGAAUCGGAGCCAGCCAAGCCCAGCUUCACAGCAGGAGCUCAUCCAGCACAGUGCACUCAACAAACCCAGCACCUUCACGCUACACCCAUCCAACAAUAAGGCCCAAGGAGGAUGCUUAGACUCCAUCCUGGGACAUAAAACCGCCCCCUGUGGCAAAACGGCAGCUGACGCACGCCAGGCCCAUCACCUAAGAAAAGCCAGUAAUGGCAGCUUUUGUUUAGUGACAUCAGACGGUAGUCAACCCAGUCCGCACCUUCAUAGAUCACAGACCAGCACACCACGCCCAGCCUCCCCCCAGUAUGCUUGCAGUGCCCCAAUCUAUGAUGAGCCAGUUACAGACUCUCCCAUAUAUGACGAACCCCCAAUAGACAUGGAGGUAGAAGGAGCACACCUUUUCAAUGGGCAACAACUGUCUCGCCUGACUCCCUCCCAUAGUCUCCAGAAACCAAGACUUCUCCAGCAUCCCGGUCCAUCUCUCCCAGGUUCCAGGCACAGGAGAAAUCCUUCUGCCUCUGACUAUAGCCCAGCUGGACUAGAGUGCAUCAAACAUAUGAUCAAUGUAGACCCCAAGCAGCUCCUAUCUGGCUCCCCUGUACCUACAUGCACCGCUUCUCCGACAUCCCGGCGGGACCUUGUCCCAAUACAACCUCAGUCACAGGCUCACUCUUUGCCCCAAAUUCAAGGCCAGUUACGGGACAGAGAAGCAGGGACCCCAGGCCCAAAUACACUGGAUAAAAAGCAGAGUUGGCGAGUCCUGGAGGCCACAGUACAGCGUGCUAUGGAGGCACGACACAGUAGGCAGAGCAGCCAAGCUUCACAGGACUUCGCCUCCUUGACACCUCAGGCAACCGCAAACUAUCAAGACUCUGGCUACUCCACUGGGCCCUCUCCGAGUCUAAGAAGAAAGAGUAGGAGAAGGAUGGGAGGUGCAGGAGGCAGGCCUGGGUCAGUAGGCAGUAGUGGAGAGCUCUGUGCCCUCAAUGAGAGGUUGAUGGCCGAGAUGAGGGAAGUGGUAAGUCGCUCCAACACCAUGAGGGAGGUAAGAGUGGGACUCGAACAGGAGGUAGUCGAGAGGGUAGUUGUAUCACAGACACGCUCCCCCGUAGACUCACUAAGGUGGUAUGGAGGAGGAGGAGGAGCAGGACGGGGUGUGUCAGUCGGCAGGUGCUCAUCUCGAGACGACAUCACUGGGACUUCCCGCUCGCUGAGUAAGGCAGGCAAUGCUGCUCUAAACCCUCAAGAGAUUCCAGGGAGACAGAAAAGGACGUAUGAAAAAGUUGAUGGUUUGGAGAUGAGUAUUAAUAGCCAGGCCAGCCUAUCUUCACCUGAGACUCCAGGCCCACCCUCCCAGGUGAGCACCCUUGAGCUACAGGCUCAGCUGGAGAGCAGAAAGAAAGACAUGGUGGAUGGACGCAGUGCGUCCCUUGGUCCACACCGACCUGCCAACCAUGACAACAGAGAGGGAUCUGAAGGAGCAAAAGCGGCAGAAUCUUCUUACCAGUUCUCCUACGCCACCCUGCGACAGCCGCCACCUCCAGACGUCGGAAUGGAGGACUGGGCCAGCAAGCAUCUCAACAUGCACACACAAGGCCUGUUCCGGCGCCGUGUCUCCAUUGCGAACAUGCUGUCUUGGAACCGAGGUUCCAUCAAAAAGCCCAUGCUCGUCACAAGCAACCGCGCUGUCAGAAAGGAGGCUUGCGAAAUGUUCAAGCUGGUGCAGGCCUACAUGGGAGACAGGCCCUCACGUCUGGACCGCCGUCACUGUGCCCUACUCAUUGUCACCAAGUGCUGGGACAUGCAAGGACUGCGGGAUGAGCUGUACGUGCAGCUAGUGAGGCAAACUACAGGAAAUGCGAGCCCCAGAAGCUUGGCGGCAGGUUGGGAACUGAUGGCCGUCAGCUUGGCCUUCUUUGCCCCAUCGCCCAAGUUCCGCUGUUACCUGGACGGCUACAUCCAGAGACACACGGAGCCAACCAGCGACAAGAAAUGUGAGUCUCAGACUGAGAAACAGGUGACUCAGUUCAUAUUGGAACAGCAGGAACUGAAGCUAAAGAAGAAUUCAAAAUCAAGGAAGAAGCGAAAACAAAACACAGAUGAGGAAGAAGGCCUGCCUGUCAGCACAUACGCCAAGUUCUGCCAUCGGAAGCUGCAAAAGGUGGCCAUCACGGGAGGGAAAAAGGGGCUACGUAAGCCCACCUUGGAAGAGGUCGACCAUAGUAGACGGGCCAUCAUCACCCCAUCCCUGUUUGGUAGCUCCUUGGAGGAAGUAAUGGAGCGGCAGAGCGAGCUCUUCCCAGACAGGAAAUUACCCUGGGUGCAAGUUCAACUUUCUCAGUAUGUUCUGGCUCUGGGCGGGGCUCAGACAGAGGGCAUCUUUAGAGUGCCCGGAGACAUCGAUGAAGUCAACGCAUUAAAGCUGCAAGUAGACCAGUGGCGGAUCCCCGAGAACCUGUCGGACCCAAAUGUUCCUGCCUCUCUGAUGAAGCUGUGGUAUCGAGAGCUGGAGGAACCUCUCAUCCCCAUGAACUUCUAUACACAGUGUGUCAACAACUGUGACGACCCAGUUGCAGCCGUUGCCGUGGUUCAGUCUUUGCCGGAGCUCAACCGGCUGGUGCUCUUCUACUUCAUCCACUUCCUGCAGGUGUUUGCUCAACCAUCUAACGUAGCGAUCACCAAGAUGGAUGUGAACAACCUGGCCAUGGUGAUGGCCCCAAACUGUCUCCGGUGCCAAUCGGACGACCCCCGGAUUAUCUUUGAGAACACACGCAAAGAGAUGUCCUUCCUGAGAAUGCUUAUAGUUCACCUGGACACGGGUUUCAUCGACGGAGUGGUGUAGACUGAGAAUAUCUCUCUGCAGAUUACACUGGAAACUCGCGGCAUGAGAUAUGACGCCUCACUGAGAGACAAAGCAAAUCACCGGAUGGUUCAUUUGGUCCAAUGAUACUAAACGACACAGUUUCUUGCAAGAAACUCACAACUGAGCCAUCCUUUGGUGACCUAUUUUUAACCGGUGCACGUGAUGACAAGUUAACUCCUUUUCCUCACGAAAAUAGUUGUAUGUGUACAACAACUUCAGUUCAAGCAAGUAUAAGACUAUACAGAGUGUGCAAAUAGUCACUAAAGGUUCAUGCUCUGCUGAUGUUUAUGCUCCCUCGUGUGUAUGAUCAUUUUAAGCGUGAGACACUGAUCAUGCAGAGAUUUAUAUUGAAAAUACAAAGAACAUCUGUAAUAUGCUUUCGUUGUUAUCUGAUCACUGGUCUUUUUUUUUUUUUUUUUUUUUUUUUUUUUUUUACGUGAUUUUGAGUACAGACUAUAGCGUAUACAUUUCAAAGCACAAACUGUUGAUAUUGAGUGUGCUUAGAUUUUCUGACUUUUAAUAUUCAUUCGAGGGCAAACUGAUUUGUGUAUUUACAUCAUGUCUUUGUGAAGUGGGAGAUUACUUAUUUAAUAAUGAUUACGGUAUAAUUAUUAUAAUAAUUAUACAAUCUAUAAGAAUUAUUUCAGUUGGACCUCUGUUCUAUAUUCUUGUGAUCUGUGUGUCGCGGCUCAGGUCGUACUGCGAAAAAACAAACAAACGGAUGUUUGAGGGGAUAACUGUACUGUCGUCUCCCCACAGACAAAAUACGUCAUCCUUGUGGAAGCCCUUUACUGAGAAUGGACUGUUGUUCAACUGUCAAGCAUUAUGAGAAUGUAGAUUUAAGUUUAUGAGUCCUCUCUGACUUUUCUAAUGUAAAUAUAUCGUGUGUAAAUAGUAUUAACAGUUUAUUCAAACGACGAAGGAUAAGCGUGGGAGUUGCCGUAAUGAGCAAUAAAAGAUUUUUGUCAUUAUUAUUUUUUGUUCUGCUGUAACCGCCUGCCUUUUGAACAUAGAACUGACUCAAACCACUCAACGUGUGUAUGUGUGUGUGUGUGUGUAUAGUCUAUCUCCUUGUUUGACUAUAGAACAAUUGUCCAUAAAUAAAGGUUUGUUCAAUUGUA
Messenger RNA from Phycodurus eques (leafy seadragon), 5093 nucleotides. It is a transcript of the gene arhgap46a, whose product is annotated as Rho GTPase activating protein 46a. The transcript has 10 exons. NCBI's taxonomy places the organism in Eukaryota, Metazoa, Chordata, Actinopteri, Syngnathiformes, Syngnathidae. The coding region runs from base 481 to 3951 and encodes 1156 amino acids. Gene Ontology annotation, cellular component: cytoplasm; cytoskeleton. Gene Ontology annotation, molecular function: GTPase activator activity; protein binding. The record is from RefSeq and is a predicted model, not a curated record. Gene Ontology annotation, biological process: signal transduction.